Molecule: messenger RNA, 1138 nt
Organism: Setaria italica (foxtail millet)
Lineage: Eukaryota; Viridiplantae; Streptophyta; Magnoliopsida; Poales; Poaceae
Product: single myb histone 4
Exons: 6
Coding region: 95-958 (287 amino acids)
Biological process (GO): nucleosome assembly
Cellular component (GO): nucleosome
Molecular function (GO): double-stranded telomeric DNA binding
Source: RefSeq, a predicted model, not a curated record
UAGAAAAACUCUGUGUUAGAUUAGGGUUUCUGCGUCGGCUAGUUUCGACGCAGGAGACCACACAGGCGAGGCGAGGAGAGGAGGAGCAGGGGCGAUGGGCGCGCCGAAGCAGAAGUGGACGCAGGAGGAGGAGGAGGCGCUCCGCCGCGGCGUGCUCAAGCACGGAGCCGGCAAGUGGCGGACCAUCCAGAAGGACCCCGAGUUCAGCCCGGUCCUCUCGUCCCGCUCCAACAUCGACCUCAAGGACAAAUGGAGGAAUCUAAGUUUCAGUGCAAGUGGACUGGGUUCAAGGGAUAAAAUGAGGGUUCCAAAAAUAUCUGGACCCUCAUCUUCCCCAGCGUCUAGCUCACAGGCUCAGCUUCUCCCAGUGGCCAAUAAAGUUGCUGAAGCUUCACAAGAUGCUGAAAAAAAGCCACAGGAUGGGAAAACUCCACCAAAGUAUGGUGCCAUGAUCCUGGAAGCUCUUUCGGAAUUGAAUGAGCCAAAUGGUUCAGAGAUUAGUGCAAUCUUUGGCUUUAUAGAGCAAAGGCAUGAAGUGCAACCAACCUUUAGAAGAUUGCUUAGUUCAAAGUUGCGGCGACUUGCAGAAUCAAAAAAAAUUGAAAAGGUUGAUAAUAAGUUGUAUAGGCUUGUAGAUUCCUCUGCGACAAGAACUCUAGCUCCGAUAAAAGCAUCAGCUCCAAAGCAGAAGGAUUUAUCGAAGCCAUCGAAGGUGUCAAAGAACCUAGGACUGUUUGUCGCCACCAGCCCAGCACUAGAGGCAGCGAUGGCGGCGGCAGCCAAAGUAGCUGAUGCGGAGGCGAAAGCACACGAUGCACAUGAUCAGAUGAUGGAGGUAGAAAGGAUCCUCAAGAUGGCUGAGGAGACGGAGUCUCUCCUCACAGUUGCAGCAAUUGCCUAUGAUCGAUGUUCAAGGGGAGAGAUAACCACAUUAAAUCCGGCGCCAAGGAAGCUCUGAAAUCUACUGGAGACCUCUGUUCUCUUGUACAUGGAUAGGUUGGCCUGGAUUGUUAUCUGCCCAUAUUGCUCCUGUGUUGUAUAAUUUAACUGUUUGUGCUGUACCUGGGAUAUCGGGUUAACUAAAUAACACCAGUGCAUCUCCUGACACCAAUUUUGCAUGAUUUGUGAUCGCAUCUUA